Molecule: messenger RNA, 5492 nt
Organism: Oncorhynchus mykiss (rainbow trout)
Lineage: Eukaryota; Metazoa; Chordata; Actinopteri; Salmoniformes; Salmonidae
Product: ceramide synthase 1
Biological process (GO): ceramide biosynthetic process
Cellular component (GO): membrane
Molecular function (GO): sphingosine N-acyltransferase activity
Source: RefSeq, a predicted model, not a curated record
CUACAUUAAACUCGAAUUUUAAAUUAAAGCGGGUGAACACCCGCUAGUCGCGCCGGUAAAAACGUUUACUAUACUUGUAUUAUUAUAACCGGAUAGGUUUCAAGUGAGUGCCAUAUGGAAUUAUGUUCUACAUUGAUUCCCAUUAAAACAGCGCGCAUUUCUCUGUCACUUGUCAAGAGGCAGAGAGCGCAGACACAGCCAGGACACGACGUUGAUCACCAGCAGUGGCACAGCACAGGAAGCCGAACAUUGAGGAUAUAUAUUCUAGAUUUUUUUCGGCGUUAAUUAAAAAAACAGUAUUAGAAAGGUUUCAAUCCCACUGGUUUGGUGUCUGGUAGGACUAGGUUAUUCUAGUUGAUGAAAUGACGGUGAGAUGUUAUAUAAAACGAAUAACGGAGAUGAGAUUAUACAGAAUAUAACGUUAGGUUCACUAGAAUCACAUGUGAUACUUCGACCGUACCGAUCAUUAUGGCACAUUAGGCAGCCAGAUAACAUUUACUGGAUUUUUUUAUUGUAAUUUAAAGGUGAUUUUACAGCUACAUCUAAUCUCAGAAAGAUUCAGCUAGCUAGUUUGGUAGGUGUUGUAAAUGCUGGUAUAUCCAGUAGUGUGCAUUUAAUUUAGCUAACCGUAGACGGCUGACAAGCUAGCUAAAAUGAUGAGGUAGUAUGCGUAGAAUAAUGCCCAACAUUCUGAACAAUGUUUACUGGAUCAUAGAAUAUAUGUAAUAUUACAAUAUAGAUAGCUAAUUACGUUGGCUAUUAAAUAAAUCGACCCGGCUAUUACCCUUGGUUUUUGUGGGCCUAUAUUCCAAUCUGACAUAAAUUGUCACCUAUGCGAAAUGGGCCCACAUCUUAAAUUAGAAAACAAAGAAUUAGGCAGGCUACUUGAGAGAUUAAGCUGAUUACAGUUUUCCGCGUUUUUGGGAUAGCUGCUGGCUAGCUAGUUUGGAAGUGUAGGAGCUUGCCGCUCUGUGUUCCUAAAUCAGGGUCAGUUUUCUAAAUCGACUUUUUCAGUGCCGCCACAAUGGACAGUCAUACCGGGGACGACAUGAGUGUCGGGGAGGUGGAACCCAUGCCUGGCUAUGCGGAUCUCAUAACGAGAGCAUCAACAGUGAUGCCCAGUGCCUUGAGAGGCUGUAGCACUUGCGGUCUAGAGCUCUCCAAAAGCACGCUCCUGGAUAACGCUUAUAUUACCUGGACCGAAAUCGGCCUUUUCUUCAUCUGCGCGGUUAUGUGGACGCAGAUACGACGGGGACUAACAGAAUGUCUGUUCCAGCCGUUUGCACAAUGGUGUAGUCUCCAGCCCAAAGAUUCUGCCAAGAUGCCAGAGAGCUCGUGGAAGCUGGUCUUCUACACCAUGUCCUGGUCGUACAGCACCUACCUGCUCUUCUUCACCAACUACACCUUCUUCCACGACCCGCCCUCCGUAUUCUAUGAAUGGAAGCGUGGCAUGACAGUGCCCACGGACAUCGCCAUCGCCUACCUGAUCCAGGGCAGCUUCUACGGACACUCCAUCUAUGCCACGGUCUACAUGGAUGCCUGGAGGAAGGAUUCUACCGUCAUGGUGGUGCACCACGUCAUCACCCUGGCCCUCAUCACCUUCUCCUACGCUUUCAGAUUCCACAACAUUGGGUUGCUGGUGUUGUUCCUCCACGACAUCAAUGACAUCCAGCUGGAGUUCACCAAGCUCAAUGUAUACUUCAAGACCCGUGGAGGGGGCUACUACCUCAUCAACGACAUCCUGUCCAACAUGGGCUCUGUCAGCUUCAGCAUCACCUGGUUUUGGUUUCGUCUCUACUGGUUCCCUCUGAAGGUUCUGUACGCCACCUGUGUGUCCAGCCUCCAGUCCGUCCCAAACAUACCCUUCUACUUCUUCUUCAACUCACUCCUCUUGACACUCCUCUGCAUGAAUAUCUACUGGUUUUUGUAUAUAGUGGCAUUUGUGGCGAAAGUCCUGACGGGGCAGAUGAAGGAUGUAAAAGACCUGAGGGAGUACGAGGGUGAGGAGGGAGCCCAGAGGGCCGCAACCCUGCUUAAGGCCCAGCAGCAGAGUAAAGAUGCAGGACAUCUCAACAAUUCUGCUGAAACUCAACUCAACAACUCUACUGAAGGGAAGCACUUGCAGAACGGGAUCACCAAGGAGAAGCAUCUAUAAUGGCCUCUCUAGCUCUAUCUCCUGGCACUUAACUCUGAAUGCAAGUAACCUACAUUUAGGUCUAAGUGAAUCGCAAAAAGGUAAAAAAAUAUCAAAUUAGAAAAGUGAUAAUUUUUCAUUCUGUUUUGUCAUUGUUUUAUUAUAUCACGGUGAAUGCUAUUUCAGGUGACCUUUGUCUUAUUAACAUUAAAUUUGAAGAAAAAGAAAGGUGUGAGUUAUGUGAAUGUCCUCUCGUGUAUUCUACAGGGGCAUUUAGAAGUUGUGUCAGCUCUAACAAACAUAAGACAAGGUUGAGCUAUUGAUUUUUAAACGUCUAGACCUAUAAAAAAAAAUAACAUGCAUACGUUGGAGGACAGGGCUCUAUUCAGUCUGUCACUGAAGCAUUACAGAUUGCGAUAUAAAAAUGUAAAGGUCAUUUUUAAUUGAGCCUACAUGCAGAGUUUACCGUGAAUGCACUCUGCUAACGUGGAAACGUUGCCUUUAAAUUUAAUCACAAUGUAAUGAUGAACUUCUGCAAUACGGAUAGAUUAGGGCCCUAAAGCACUCACACAGUCACCAUGUCAAAGGUCCUCUCUAGUAUAGUAUCAGGUGUCAGGUACGACCCAAGUGCAGACUGUGUAGAAGUAACAAUGUUUAGUGUAACGGGCAGGCAAACGACAGGUCAAGGCAGGCAGGGGUUGAUAAUCCAGAGUAGUGGGGCCAAGGUACAGGACGGCAGGCAGGCUCAGACAGAAGGUCUGUAAUCCAGAGUAGGGGCAAAGGUAUAGGACAGGAGGCAUUCAGAGUGGUCAGGCAGUUAGGCUCGGAGACAGGACAGUCAGGGGUCAAAACCAGGUGAGCGAGAAAAGAGAGACUGGAAACAGCAGGAGCUGAGCCCCAAACCACUGGUAGGCUUGCUCAAAUAAGACAAACUGGCAAAGACAGACAGAAAACACAAGUGUAAAUACCCAGGGGAUAAGUGUGAAAGAUGGGUGACACCUGUAGGGCGGUGGCGACAAGCACAAGGACAGGUGAAACAGAUCAGUGUGUGACAUGGAGAGAACUGCAUCUGCGUUUUUAAAGAUCCUUCCUCUAAAAGCUUUUUAAAGUUUAUACCCCCUAUUAUUUCAGGAGUGAAGGCUAAAAUACUAAAGGGAACUAUUGCAUCAUGUCACCAUUGUGGGUGAGAGGUUGCAUGUAAGGGUCUGGUUUUGUUUUCCAAACAUGUAUUCAUUUUCUUAUCAUUGCACAGGUCGAUAGUGACCACAUAUACAUUUCCUCAGCCUGACCUGCAAUAUUUGAAGAGCCACUUCGGUGUAGUAUUGAUGUCUUUUAAAUGUGAAUGACUUGUGAACCAAUUUUAUUUUUUAUUUUUUUUGCUGUCAUUUGAUAGGCAUUAGAAAUAUUGCUUGCAUUCCUGUAUGGAAAAUGCAUUGUCACAUUUUCUGUUUUUAGCUUCUGUUGUCACACUGAAAUGAAGGCAUACAAGCUGAUAGCUGGUUAAUGACAGCUGAUGUAGCUGAACUUGGUUGACUGGGUUCAAUAUCAUCCUUAUGAUUUUGGUAAAGAUAUGGAUUAGAAUAAUAAUCAAUAUGGUGGUGGUUGUCAGGUUCACAGAAAAAUUUAAGCAAAUGGCCUUUACUUGUGUAAAAGAAGAUACAAAUCAAAUGUGAAAAACAUAUGCAGAUAUGGUAUUCAGGAAUGCAUGACAUUGCAAUGGUUUUGGAAUAUGCCAUGAAGUCAUAAGCAAAAACCACAAAUUAAGAAAACUACAAACUAUGUAAUCUUAACCUUUAUCAAUGUGCUGAACUGACCUUAAAAAAGUUAAGUAAUUAGAGCCGACCGUCACACACUCCAAAUGGUUCUGUCCUUACAUUUGAAUGUGCCACUGGUUGUGUGUGCAUGUGUUCCGCAACUCUCCAGUUUUUCUCUUUGCUGUGCCUGUGACAUAAGGGGUGCUGUCCUUUUCGAUCAAAUUCAACCUCUUUUUGUUUUGAUGAACAGUAUGCUUGUGCUGGAACAGGCCACAGAUGUCGGCAGGUAGAAGUGUCCGUAGUUGUGGAUGUGUCUUCCAGUCCCCAGCCCUAGCUACCACUAGUGCCAGUGCCUGGGAUUACCUAGAUUUUGAUAUUACAUGCAAUUAUCAUUAUAGAUUUUUUUUUUGUUUAAUUGCUGUUUCUGAAAACACUGUAAUCCAGUCGUGUCCCUUUUCCUGUGUAUGCGUUGGUUAAUGGCUUGUGCCCAGCCAUCUACCAUGGUACUGUCCACAAAGGUGUGCACACUUUCCCUCCAUCUCUGUCCAGCUCUCUCCUGGUCUGUCUGUCCUCUCCACCACAGACAACCACCAACAACCAGAUUGGCUUUGUGAGGUGAAACUACUCACAGCAAAUUCCCUCUUUUCAAGAAACAGUAUACUCCCCUUUCCCCCCCAAAGAAAAUACAUUUGUGUCAGAAAGACUAAGGUUAUAGAGUAGUAAUCACUUUUGUAAGUUUUAUUUUGAGGCAGAUCUGGCAGUUUUUUGUAAUAAGCAUUAAAUAUAUAGAAGCCCAUCAGUUCAGAAUGAAAAUGUGGAAGAAUAAUGAUUCUAUGCGUUGCAUUAAUACUUUAAGAAUGUGCCAAAAAUGUUGAUCUUUAUCACAAGAAGUGUUCUGAUGAGAGGCCUGGCCUGGACCUGGGUGGCUAGAAAGAGCUGUUAUAAUGGAUAUGAAGAGGGUAUGCCUCGCAGGUGUUUCUUACAAAUUGCACUGUCAUUUAUUGCUGUUUUUUUGAUCAUCAUAAAAUAGGAAUGCAGGUAGAUUUGGGAUUUUUUACAAAUUUCUGGACGUUAAGAAUCAAAUGAGGUAUGAAGUGAAAUAGUUAAUUGGUUUUAGGUAGAUAUUUCUUUGACCACUGACACACUGCAAGGUCUCUACCAUCAGCCCCAAGUUUCAAUUUGACCACUGACACACUGCAAGGUCUCUACCAUCAGCCCCAAGUUUCAAUUUGACCACUGACACACUGCAAGGUCUCUACCAUCAGCCCCAAGUUUCAAUUUGACCACUGACACACUGCAAGGUCUCUACCAUCAGCCCCAAGUUUCAAUUUGACCACUGACACACUGCAAGGUCUCUACCAUCAGCCCCAAGUUUCAAUUUGACCACUGACACACUGCAAGGUCUCUACCAUCAGCCCCAAGUUUCAAUCUGACCACUGACACACUGCAAGGUCUCUACCAUCAGCCCCAAGUUUCAAUUUGACCACUUUGGUAUGACAGGUACUGACUUGUAAUAAAACAAUGUUAAUAAUUCCAUUCAACCAGUGUUAUUGUAUCAUGUUUUCCCAUAAAAUAAAAUGUGUUCAUUUGAAAAAGAAACUGAC